AUGCCGAAUUCAUUCGAUCGCAGUAGAAUAAAAAAAGUCGUUUAUAAUGAUCAAUUAGGUUAUUCAAUAGUUUAUUAUUAUCCAGUGGGUGAUAACAUGGUAGCAGUUCCUGAUGAUGAAGAUCAAUGUCAACCCCGACGUCAAAUAUUGCAUGAAGUUUUUCCAAAUGAUAAAAUUUUUAUUGAUGAAGUUAAGGCCAUAGCAAGAAAAUUAGAGAGACAAAAUGCUGAAAAAGAAAUUAGAGAUGUAUGUGAGAAAGUUCAUGAUUUAUUCAAACAUGUUGAAGAGUCGAGUUUAAGUCGACGAGAUAUUUUAAGCUAUCGAGUAAGAGAACAAAUUAAAGGGAAAUCAGCUGAUCAAAUCUGCAAUAUUUUAGUUGAUGAUGUCUUGAAGCACACUAAAUAUAUUUAUCAGCCAAAAAGCUUUGACGAUAACAUCCCUCAUAAAAUGAAACUUAAAAUUCUGAAAGCAGCUAUCGAACGACCUUCAUCAUCAACGAAAAACUUCACCAGUGAAUAUGAAAAUUCAAAAGAUGAAACUGUGGAACGAGAAAAUUUAUUUAAGCGUAUCGAGGAAACUUUAAACAGAAACAUUUUAGCCGAAAUUCAUAGACAAAAAUAUGAACGGUUAAUGAAUAAGAUUCAACAUGACAUUACUGUUCUGAAACGUCGUUGUACAAAUAGAAAAUUUUAA
Molecule: messenger RNA, 693 nt
Organism: Clunio marinus
Lineage: Eukaryota; Metazoa; Arthropoda; Insecta; Diptera; Chironomidae
Source: the annotation of a GenBank genome assembly